Diospyros lotus (date-plum) is the source of this 1311-nucleotide messenger RNA. Its product is annotated as transcription factor MYB53-like. The transcript is spliced from 3 exons. Bases 56 to 1099 code for a protein of 347 amino acids. The record is from RefSeq and is a predicted model, not a curated record. Lineage: Eukaryota; Viridiplantae; Streptophyta; Magnoliopsida; Ericales; Ebenaceae.
ACAAGAGUUUCUCUCUGCACACCUAUACAUAUUCACAAGACUUGGUUUUUGACUGAUGGGUGGCAGCUGGGAGAAGCAGCAGCAGCUGGGGUUGAAGAAAGGCCCCUGGACUGCUGCUGAAGACCACAAGCUUUUCUCCUACAUUCAAGCUCAUGGCCAUGGAAGCUGGCGUGCCUUGCCUGCCAAAGCUGGGCUCCAAAGAUGCGGAAAGAGCUGUAGGCUGAGGUGGACGAAUUACCUGAGACCCGAUAUCAAGAGGGGCAAGUUCACUUUCCAGGAAGAACAGACCAUCAUCCAACUCCAUGCUUUUCUUGGCAACAGGUGGUCAGCCAUAGCAGCUCACUUGCCAAAGAGAACCGACAAUGAGAUCAAGAACUACUGGAACACACACCUAAAGAAACGAUUAGCAAAGAUGGGCAUUGAUCCGAUGACUCACAAGCCCAUGGGCCAGCCCAAGGACGCCGCCAACCUCAGCCACGUUGCUCAGUGGGAGAGCGCCCGCCUCCAAGCCGAAGCCCGAUUCGGUCGAGAUUCCAAGCUAGCUCACCUCCUUAAUCAAGCUGCAGCUCCGCCAACAGCAUUACGCCUUGACGUACUAACUGCUUGGCAAGGCGCCUGCUGGCCGGCACCGCUGCCGGAAAAUGUCAAUUUAGAGGGCAUUUCCAUGAACCCAUUUCACAGUAAUGAUUCGGCUACAGAGUCAUUUAAAUGCUUGGACAACGGCAUGAUCAUGAAAGUAGAAGAUGAUGUGUUGGGACUGUCAAGCGGUUAUCCGAAGCUCAAGGAGAUGAUACACAGUGCAAUGCAGUUUGAAGACAUGGCGCUUCCUGCGCAUGAUCCUGAUUACGUUGCAGAGUUGUUGAAGCCAUCUAAUUACGGUUACAGUGGUAAUGCAAACAUAUUGCUGCAUCCAAAUCUCGAAGAAAAGCUUGCGAAUGUACUGCGCAAUAAUUCCUAUGAGAUUUACGAGUGCUCAUUUGAAUCUGUGGAGACAAACUCGCAGAAUGUGGUGGGAACCAGCUGCUGCGGUAGUGGUGGUGACUUUGAAGAGGAGAAGAAUUACUGGAAUAGCCUUCUGGUGAAUUGCUCUGAACCAUAGCCAGAAGUAACGCUGUGGUUAGGUAUAAUGCUAGUUAAUUAUUUGGGAAGAACAUAUAUAUAAUUAUUAGUUAAGUACUUUCUUUUAAUUGCAAAGGAGCAUCACCCUUUACCGUGUGGUUUCUGGGAAUUUAAAACCCGAUCGAUUUCGGGCGAUCCUCCCAGUGAACUGACCGUACUCCCAGACCGUCACAGGUGAAGAAGUAGAGUAUA